Molecule: messenger RNA, 1571 nt
Organism: Ilex paraguariensis (yerba mate)
Lineage: Eukaryota; Viridiplantae; Streptophyta; Magnoliopsida; Aquifoliales; Aquifoliaceae
Source: the annotation of a GenBank genome assembly
AUGGGAAUACCCAUUGUAGGGCAGAGCCUGAGUCUUCUUCAAGCCAUGAGAGCAAACAAAGGUGAACAAUGGAUCCAAGAAAGAAUAAAAAAAUAUGGACCCAUUUCAAAACUCAACGUCUUUGGAACACCAACAGUUCUUCUCCAUGGACAAGCUGCAAACAAGUUCAUAUACACUUGUGACAGCAACAUCCUUGCUAAUAAGCAACCGGAAUCGAUCAAGAGGAUAUGUGGAGAGAGAAAUUUACUGGAGUUGAGCGGCGAAGAUCACCGGCGCGUGAGGGGAGCCCUUGUGUCGUUCUUAAAGCCCGAGGUGUUGAAGCAGUAUGUGGGGAAGAUGGAUGAAGAAACAAGAAUGCACCUUCAGAUGCACUGGCAUGGGAAACACCAGGUUCAGGUGGAGCCUCUCAUGAAGACCCUGACCUUCAACAUAAUUUGCUCACUCAUAUUCGGAAUAGAACGUGGGACAAGAAGAGAAGUACUUGUGCAGCUGUUCAAAAGUCUAAUUGAAGGAGUUUUGUCAGUACCCAUAAACUUGCCUUUCACUCGCUUCAACCACAGCCUCCAAUCAAGUGCAAAAGCCAAAGCCAUAAUAAUGGAUCUUAUACGUGAAAAGAGGGUAGCUUUGGAAGAACAAAGGACUUCCCCUCAGCAAGAUCUCAUCACCUGUUUGAUAAAAAUCCGCAAUGAAGAUGGUUCAGCUUUACUAUCUGAUGAGGAGAUUGUCCACAAUUGCAUCAUUGUCAUGAUUGCUGGACAUGACACAUCCUCCAUCCUCCUCACCUUCUUAGUCAAGCGCUUAGCUGAGGACCCAUCUGUUCUUGCUGCUGUUGUUCAUGAACAAGAGGAAAUUGCUCAUAGCAAGAGUAAUGAGGAGCUGCUCACUUGGGAUAACCUUUCCAAGAUGAAGUACACAUGGAGAGUAGCAAUGGAGACUCUAAGGAUGACCCCUCCUGUGUUUUGUUCCUUCAGGACAGCUGUCAAAGAUUUUGAAUAUGGAGGAUAUCUAAUUCCCAAAGGAUGGCAAAUUAUUUGGGCUGCCUGCAUGACACAUAUGGAUGAGACCAUCUUCCCAGAUCCAUCAAAGUUUGAUCCAACACGCUUUGAACAGCAAAAACUAACCCCUUACGGUUUAGUGGCAUUCGGAGGAGGACCAAGGAUGUGUCCUGGUAAUGAGUUUACAAGAAUUGAAACUCUAACAAUGAUUCAUCACUUGGUGACCUUAUUCACUUGGAAGCUCUCUUCCAAAGACAACCCUUUCAGCAGAGAUCCAUUGCCAGUCUUCAAAGAAGGACUACCGAUCCAAAUUGAGCCAAAAAAAUAGCAUAAUGCAAUGAAAUACUAUGCAAGCUCAAUUGGCAUUAACAGAGAAUAAUGAAAUCUUACAGAUCAGUGUGUCCAUGGAUCAGUCUACUGGUGGGAACAGUUCUGAUAUGACAGUGAGAAAAUCUGCACAACAAAAGGUGAAAAAAGGAUGGCAUCUACAAUUCAACACAGAAUGUUGUCAUCCACAAAACAACAUCAAACAGACUAUAUUGUGUGUGUUUGUGUGUGUGUGUGUGUGUGUGUGUU